This is a messenger RNA of Emiliania huxleyi CCMP1516, 1470 nucleotides long. RefSeq lists its product as hypothetical. The record is from RefSeq and is a predicted model, not a curated record. The transcript is spliced from 7 exons. The coding region runs from base 1 to 1470 and encodes 489 amino acids. Gene Ontology annotation, molecular function: glycosyltransferase activity. NCBI's taxonomy places the organism in Eukaryota, Haptophyta, Isochrysidales, Noelaerhabdaceae.
AUGCGCCUGCGCGCCGCCGCCGCCGGCCUCGUGCCCUUCCUCCUCGUCGCGCUCUACUGGCAGCACGCCUCCUCCAGCGCCGCCGGAAGCGACCGCGCGCUCGUGCGGCAGCAGGCGCGAGACGUGGCGCUUGACUGGGGUCCGCCGACGCUGAGCAGCAAGCGCAUCAUCGACGGCUCGCCAAACUAUCUGCCGGUGCCCAAUGCCGAGGGCCCGGCGCCCGAUGACAUGGCGUGGCGGAAGGAGGUGUCGAGCGACCCGUCGGUGCCAUGCCCGGCGGGCCGGCGGCCGUACCACACUAUCCUCACCGCGCAAGGGUCGCUCUACCAGCAGUGGCAGACAAAGAUCUUCUACUACCACUUCCGCAAGCAGCAGGCGGCGGGAGGACGCUGCACCGAGAUGACUGGCUUCACUCGGCUGCUGGCGGGCAAGCCGGACGAGCUCAUGCCGACCAUUCCGACAGUGGCGGUGCCCGAGGCUGGGCACAACGUGACGCGCGGGUUCCCGGUCAUCAACCGGCCGUGGAGCAUGCUCCUCUUCAUCGACAUGAAGGAGUUUAGGGAGCGCAUCAUCGAGCGGUACGACCCAAAGUCGGGCGGGAUCGCGCAAAAGUGGCUGCCGGACACGAAGGUUGCGGACAUGCCGCCCGUCGGCCCGUCGCCGAUUCUGAUCCACGUCGACUUGCUCCGCGCCGUGACGCCGCUGUGGUACGAGCUCUCGUGGAAGCUGAAGCGCGACCCCGAGGCCAACGCCGCCUACGGGUGGAUGCUCGAGAUGUGGGGCUACUCGAUUGCCGCGGCGCGCCUGGAGAGCCUUCCCUUCGCGCGCCUCAAGAUCAAGCACUUUGUGUGGCAGCGGAUCCAGAUCGAGCCGUCCGCGGCUUGGCACCAGACGCUCUCGGAGCGGGACGGCGAUUGGGCCCCCGCGGUCGAUCCCUUCAUCUACCACUACACCUUUGGCGUUGAGUAUUUGUUGGAUGGAUCCCCAGUGGUGGGUGGCAAGGGCACGUGGUCGCUGGACAAGCGAAACUACUUCGGCGCCGCGCCGCCGCCCGACCUCAAGGCUCCGCCAGAGUGCGCGCAGGAGGCGGGGCGCGUGUGGUGGGGCAUGUUCAACGAGGCGAUCGGCAACCUCACCAAGGAGGGCCAGUGGUACGGCCGCACGGGGCAGAGCACGCGCUCACGCACCAGCGACGAGAGCACCGAGCUCGAGGCGGCGAUGGGGGCGCUGGGAAAGGAGCUGGUGGACGGCGGUCAGUGGCUGAUUGGCAACGAAAAGGCGCCGCUGCAAUUCUUCCGGCGGGGCAAGCUGUGGACCAAGUGGGGAGGGGGCACGUGGAGGGUGACUGGCGGCACAAAGGUGCACGUCGCGAGGCAGCGGGACAAGCACGCCAUGAAGCUGUGGGUGCCGAUGCGGCACGUCUCGAUGGAGUACACGGGCUGGCGCGACUCGGGGGGGUGCAAGCUGUAA